UCAUUCUCUCAAUCCACCGAAACACCACGUACGUAGAGUAGAUCAGCGAGAAUGGCCUCCUCUUCUUCUCCAUCCCAUCUGCACCUCCUCAUACUCUUCUUCUUCGCCAUAGCCGCCUCCUCUCUAUUGUCCACCGCGACCUCCACGCGCGCCUCGCCGGCCGACACUGCCGUCGGCGGCAUCGCCGCCAAGGUGUACACCAAGGUGUGCGACGCGACGAGGUUCGCCGGCCUGGGCCUGAACAUGACGGAGUUCCGCUACUGCGACGCGUCGCUGCCGUACGCCGACCGUGUCCGCGACCUCAUCGGCCGGAUGACCGUGGAGGAGAAGGUCGGCGCCCUCGGCGACUGGACCGACGGCGCUGCCCGCAUCGGCCUGCCGGCGUACAGGUGGUGGUCGGAGGCGCUGCAUGGCCUCUCCAGCACCGGCCCCACCACCAAGUUCGACGACCUCGCCACGCCGCACCUCCACUCCGGCGUCUCCGCCGUCUACAACGCCACCGUCUUCGCCAACGUCAUCAACAGCGCCGCCUCCUUCAACGAGACCCUCUGGAAAUCCAUCGGCCAGGCUGUGUCGACGGAGGCGAGGGCGAUGUACAACAUGGGGAAGGGAGGGCUGACGUACUGGAGCCCCAACAUCAACGUGGUGCGCGACCCGAGGUGGGGGAGAGCUCUGGAGACGCCCGGCGAGGACCCGUACGUCGUCGGCCGCUACGCCGUCAACUUCGUCCGCGGCAUGCAGGACAUCCCCGGGCACGAGGCGGUCGCCGCCGGCGGCGACCCUAACACGCGGCCGCUCAAGACGUCGGCGUGCUGCAAGCACUACGCCGCCUACGACCUCGACGACUGGCACAACCACACGCGGUUCGAGUUCGACGCGCGCGUCGAUGAGCGCGACAUGGUGGAGACGUUCCAGCGGCCAUUCGAGAUGUGCGUCCGCGACGGCGACGUGAGCAGCGUCAUGUGCUCGUACAACCGCGUCAACGGCAUCCCGGCGUGCGCCGACGCGCGCCUCCUGUCGCAGACCAUCCGCCGCGACUGGGGCCUCCACGGCUACAUCGUCUCCGACUGCGACGCCGUCCGCGUCAUGACCGACAACGCCACCUGGCUCGGCUACACCGGCGCCGAGGCCAGCGCCGCCGCGCUCAAGGCUGGCCUCGACCUCGACUGCGGCGAGAGCUGGAAGAACGACACCGACGGCCACCCGCUCAUGGACUUCCUCACCACCUACGGCAUGGAGGCCGUCAACAAGGGCAAGAUGAGGGAGUCCGACAUUGACAACGCCCUCACCAACCAGUACAUGACGCUCAUGAGGCUCGGCUACUUCGACGACAUCGCCCAGUACUCCUCCCUCGGCAGGCAGGACAUCUGCACCGACCAACACAAGACCCUCGCCCUUGACGGCGCACGCCAGGGCAUCGUCCUCCUCAAGAACGACAACAAGCUGCUGCCGCUCGACGCCAACAAGGUUGGCUUCGUCAAUGUCCGUGGCCCUCAUGUCCAGGCCCCUGAGAAGAUCAUGGAUGGAGACUACACAGGUCCUCCGUGCCGAUACGUGACGCCGCGCCAAGGUGUAAGCAAGUAUGUGAGGUUUUCGCAUCGCGCCAACACUACCAUCUACUUCGGAGGCCUAAACCUCAACAUUGAGAGGGAGGGCAACGACAGGGAGGACAUUCUCCUGCCCAAGAACCAGACAGAGGAGAUCAUCCGUGUCGCCAAGGCGUCGCCGAACCCGAUCAUCCUUGUCAUCUUGUCAGGAGGUGGCAUCGACGUCUCCUUCGCGCAGAACAACCCCAAGAUCGGCGCCAUCCUCUGGGCUGGGUACCCUGGUGGUGAAGGAGGCAAUGCCAUUGCAGAUGUCAUCUUUGGAAAACACAAUCCAAGUGGGAGGCUGCCAUUGACAUGGUUCAAGAACAAGUACAUCUACCAGCUGCCCAUGACAUCCAUGGAUCUCCGGCCGGUGGCGAAGCACGGCUACCCUGGAAGGACAUACAAGUUCUACGACGGCCCGGACGUGCUCUACCCGUUCGGCUACGGCCUCAGCUACACCAAGUUCCUCUACGAGAUGGGCACCAACGGCACCGCCCUCAUCGUCCCCGUCGCCGGCGGCCACUGCAAGAAGCUCAGCUACAAGUCCGGCGUGUCAACCGCACCGGCAUGCCCGGCGAUCAACGUGAACGGCCACGUGUGCACCGAGACCGUCAGCUUCAACGUGAGCGUCACCAACGGCGGCGACACGGGCGGCAGCCACCCGGUGAUCGUGUUCAGCAAGCCGCCGGCGGAGGUGGACGACGCGCCGAUGAAGCAGGUGGUGGCGUUCAAGAGCGUGUUCGUCCCGGCGUGGAGCACGGUAAGCGUGAGCUUCGAGCUCAACGUGUGCAAGGCGUUCGGCAUCGUCGAGAAGACGGCCUACACCGUCGUGCCGUCCGGCGUCAGCACCAUCCUCGUCGAGAACGUCGACUCGUCGGUGUCUUUCCCAGUCAAGAUCGACUUCGCUAUUUAGACAAUCUUAAUUAAAUAUAUAUUCAGGUGUCUGUUUAGAUUCUUUUAGGCAAUGAGGUAUUUGUUUUUAAGUUCUUUUUUCCUCUAAACUGCCAUAUACUGUCAUACGUUUAGAAUCGUACUCCAAAAUUGGAGUGUUAAGUGUCAAUAUGUUUAGGCUUCCAUGUUACAAUUGGAACAUAUAUGGUCA
Molecule: messenger RNA, 2691 nt
Organism: Oryza sativa Japonica Group (Japanese rice)
Lineage: Eukaryota; Viridiplantae; Streptophyta; Magnoliopsida; Poales; Poaceae
Product: probable beta-D-xylosidase 2
Biological process (GO): xylan catabolic process; arabinan catabolic process
Cellular component (GO): plant-type cell wall
Molecular function (GO): xylan 1,4-beta-xylosidase activity; alpha-L-arabinofuranosidase activity
Source: RefSeq, a predicted model, not a curated record